AUGGGUGCCGACAUCGAGGUGGACAACUGCAGCGGCGAGAAAGGCGGUCAGACGGCAGCGGGGCGGACGCGGAAGCUCAACGGGCGAACUUUGGACGGCACCUAUGACACGAUGUGGAACAAUACUGGCCGCUACUCUUCUGCGGAGGACUUGCGGUACAAAUUUGCCAACGGCGGCACAGUUCGUACUUCACCAGAGGCGACGCUGGACGCUGCGCGCGGCGCAGUGCUGGCGACGCACGCGGCGGCUGGGCUUGCGAGCGGCCAGCGGGAGGCGGUACGCCUCAUCCGCGCCGCCGAAGGCCUGCUGCGCACGGCGGUGGCUGUGCUCGCCACGCCCUCCUCCCCCGCGCUCGUCGCGGCGCCCCUGGCGGAUCCAGCGGCUUCCUCGCGCAGGAGGCGGCGGCCCCGCGGCCGCGGCGGCUCGAAGGGCGGGGACGAGAACGGCAAGCACUACAUCGUCGCUGACGGCAUGGACAUCGACAAGGGGUCGGCGGGCGAGGUGGCCACGGGGGCUGGCGCCCCGCCUCAGCCGAUGCUGGAGGACGACGCUUGGGCCGACGAGCUGCCCGUGGUGAUGCAGGCUCGUGGCCCGCCUGCCAGCACAGACCAGCGCGAGGGCAAGGGCAAGAACGCGGGCAAGGGCGGCGAGAGCGGCGGCAAGGGCAAGCUUGGCCACCUCGAGGUGUGGCAGCUGAGGAACCUCGUCGUCCGCCUGCGGGAGCGCGCUGGGCUGCCUCCCGCUCCCGAGACGGCCCCCUUCGACCACGGCGUGCUGGUCGCAAUGGCCGUCGAGCUCGAGGAGUUGGCGGCCUCGUCCGACGGCGCGCGUGGCGGGGGCUCCGUGUGCGCCCGCGACGACGUGCAGGCGGGCCACCCCUCCAGGUGGGCGCUGCCACAGAGGCUCGCCGUGGCAUUGAUGGAGCCUCCACCCCCCAGGUGGGUGCUGCAAAAGAAGCGCGUGCACCAAUCAGGGAGCCUGGCAGUGGGCCUCGGGCUGGCAGCGGCCGCGCCGGCCCUGCGCCCGACCAACUGCGAUGACCACGGCCAUGACGACGCCGUGGGGCGGCUGUACCCGAAGAUGUUACUUGACUUCGCGGCGUCGGCCUCGGGGACGCGGGGGGCGCUGCCUGGCUGGCGUUUCCUGGGUGUCACCCUUGAGGCACCUAGCGGGGACAGGGUGCCGGCGAAGGCUGCACAGGGCGGCGAGGGUUCGACCCUGGGGGAGUUGCUGCGCUGGGAAGCCGGCGCCAGCUUCGUGGCCAGCGCAUUCGCUGCAGCGCGGCAUUGCGACAGGGAGUGGUUGAAGAAGCCAGGGUUGUGGGCUUCGAGCGCUGGGGCAAGGAGCUCCAUCGGCGGCCGCGCAGGGCCGCUGCGGGUGGCGGCCCUCGUCGCCCCAGCGGUUGGGCCCGCCUGCGCGCGGGCGGAGGAGGUCGCUGCCGCCUGGAGCGCCGAGGUGGGCGGCGACCUCGGGGCGGGCGGCUUCGCCACGAUAGCAGAAGCGUUGAGAGCUGCUCCGGCUGGCUGUGGCGCUGUGGCCAUCGCCGUGAGGCCCGGCACGUAUGCCGAGCAGGUCAUCCUGCGGCCCGGCCCCCAGGUGACCCUGGAGGCGCGGCCCGCGGGCAGUGCCACGCUCAAUGGGAGACCGAGCGGCCCUACGAGGCCGCCGUGGCGGCCGAGCCGGGCGCACGGGCGGUCCUGCGGGGCUUCGGCAUCCGGCACGCCGGCAAGAGCGUGGCGAACAACUACGCCGUAUACUCAGCUGGGGCGGAGCUGGAGCUGGAGGACAUCGGCUGGAGUCAAGGGACAACAAGCCGCAUCGGCAGAUGCUUUGGGAGGUUCGCGCGGAUGCUUUGGGUCGGCGCUGUACCUUCCUUCCCUGGCGCGCGACGCGCGCCAGGUGCGAAGCCGCAGGCGUCGCCAGGGGUCCAGCCGCCAGCCCAAGAACUCCGCUUAG
This is a messenger RNA of Prorocentrum cordatum, 1956 nucleotides long. NCBI's taxonomy places the organism in Eukaryota, Dinophyceae, Prorocentrales, Prorocentraceae. The record is from the annotation of a GenBank genome assembly.